ACAUAAUAUGCUCUAUGUCUGAAUGUCCGGCCUUUCUGAAUCACAUUAGUAUGGUUGCCGAUCAUCCCUCGGCAUAAACGUCUUCCCCGCAUAUCACAAACUAUAUAUACUCUACCAACAGUUGGUCGAUAAUGGGACAUUUCCACCAGAACGAAUGUGCAGCCAACAGUAACAACCAAAAUGUCCAAUCCAAGCAGCCUACCUCCAUUCCCCUCCUCCGUCCCUACAGCCCCUCUCCUCCGUCUCUCACUUUCCAAAUUACAAGCCCACGAUGCCACCGAAACCCACAACCUCCUACAAGCCUGCAAAGACAUCGGGUUCUUCUACCUCGAUCUCCGCGACGCCGACGAGGGCAUCGCCCUCUUAACCAACGCAGACAAGCUCUUCCCAAUCGGCGAACGUCUAUUCGACCUUCCCCUAGACGAGAAGAAGAAAUACGACCUCGCCAGCCAGAACUCCUACUACGGAUACAAAGCGCAAGGCGCCAUGAUAGCAGACAGACAGGGCAACCUAGACGGGAACGAAUUCUACAAUGUCUCCAAAGACGACAUCCUAAACCUCAUCACACCCCCCCUCCCAUCCCCCCAAAUCCUCCAAGAAUCCCGUCCCCUCCUCUCAUCAUUCAUCCAAACCUCCCACAACAUCGUAACCCUCCUCCUCUCAAUCCUAAGCACCAGCCUCUCCCUCCCCUCCUCUUCCACACUCCCCAACCUCCACCGUCUAUCUGCCCCAAGCGGGGACCAAAUCCGCUUCAUCAAGGCCCCUCCUACCACCACCACCACCACCCAGAACCCCACCCUAGGCGAACACACCGACUUCGGCAGCGUCACCAUCCUCUUCAACCGCCUCGGAGGCCUCCAGGUCCUCCCUCCCGGAGCGGACGCAGAAUGGACGUACGUCCGCCCCUUACCCGGCCAUGCUAUAAUCAAUCUCGGUGAUGCGAUGGUGAAGUUCACGAACGGGCUGUUUCGGUCAAAUAUUCAUCGCGUGGUCGCGCCGCCGGGACAGCAGGCGGGGUUCACGCGGUAUAGUCUGGUGUAUUUUGCGAGGCCGGAGGAUGAGGUUUCUUUGCGGCGGUUGGAGUCGGAUAGGAUUCCGGCGUUGGGGGAGGGGGUGGUCGAGGAGGAGAUUAGUAGUAAGGAUUGGGUGAUAAGGAGGGCGUUGGGGAGGAGGGUGGAUUUGGGAAGGCCGGUGGAUUAUGAGAAGGCGGCUGGGACGGAGGGGGUGAGUAGGAGGUUGGGGGUGUAGAGUUGGGAGGUUGCAGUAUAUUCACGAUGGUUUUCAUUUCUGGAAGAGGCGGUUACAGGAGCGUUGGGGUACAUGGAGAGGUUUCUUAUAUGAUUCCUCUUGGCAGGGGUAUACUAGAUGGUUAUGUUGAUCAUAAAAGUAGCCAGU
Aspergillus piperis CBS 112811 is the source of this 1395-nucleotide messenger RNA. RefSeq names its product putative oxidoreductase, 2OG-Fe(II) oxygenase family. Lineage: Eukaryota; Fungi; Ascomycota; Eurotiomycetes; Eurotiales; Aspergillaceae. The coding region runs from base 181 to 1248 and encodes 355 amino acids. Gene Ontology annotation, molecular function: dioxygenase activity. The record is from RefSeq and is a predicted model, not a curated record. The transcript is spliced from 2 exons.